Messenger RNA from Nymphaea colorata (pocket water lily), 1433 nucleotides. RefSeq lists its product as uncharacterized. The transcript has 4 exons. NCBI's taxonomy places the organism in Eukaryota, Viridiplantae, Streptophyta, Magnoliopsida, Nymphaeales, Nymphaeaceae. Bases 383 to 1267 code for a protein of 294 amino acids. The record is from RefSeq and is a predicted model, not a curated record.
UGAAUUUCUGCACGGAGCGAGAGAGAGAGAGAGAGAGAGAGAGAGAGAGAGAGAGAGAGAGAGAGAGAGAGAAAAUCUCCCUUCUUCUAGAGCAGCACACUGCCACCGCUCGUUCCCACAGAAGAGAGGGAGACAGAGUGGAAUAUUGGCUCAGUCACUCCGCUUUGGAGAGGGAGACAAAAGGAGGCUUGUUCCCUCUGAAGAGAGUGGGAUCCAGAGAGAGGCUUGUUGCAUACGUAGAGAAGGUGAUGGAGAGAGAUUCGCCAACCACAUCCCUCUCUCUUGUAUAAGCAGGAACACAUAGAGAGACCUCUCUCUCUCUCUCUCUCUCUCUCUCUCUCUCUCUCUGAUGAACCCAAUCUGAACCAGAGAGUCAUCCAGAAUGCCUUUGUAUGACAACCCAAUUUCAGGAACCACAGAUGCUUCUAUCACCCACACCAAGAAGCACCCAUCCUCAACAAUUCAACUAAGGAAGCAUCUUCCUUCAAAAUGGGACGAAGCAGAGAAGUGGGUCAAGACCAGCCCUUUGCACCCCCUUCAGUCCCCACGCUCAGUGAAGAGCACCAAAGGAAACAAGAGAAUUGACAAGCAGUUCCAAUCGUCGGCCACCAUGGUUCCUCUCGCUAACCGUUCCUUUGAAGCUCCUCUGGAUGACAACCCACCAAGAAAUUUUCUCAAAGACAGGUUUAUGGACAUUGGUAAAGGCGUCUACAACGGUCUGGAAUAUGCAGAAGCCGGCCGAGUGGGAAAUAAUGCAGAUGGAUGCAGUCUGAAAAGCAGGAAACUAUCUGCCUCUUCUGUACUUAAUACUCAAGCGACAACUUCUACUGUGAUGAGCAGUAUUGGACUCUUUGAAGGGAGCUCGCUGAAUAACUGGAAUUCGGGAAACGAAAAGGAAGAAGUAGUGUGGAGUGGUUUGGAGAAUGGUUUUGCUAGAGCAAGGAAGCAUGUGCAGGAUGAGAAGGAGAGUAGGCAAUGCUGCAUCAGGUGCAGAAGAGAGGAGGCAAAGAUACAAGCCUGGAUAAACCUGCAGGAUGCAAAGGCAGAGGCUGAGCUGAAGAAGAUGGAGCUGAAAAUAGAGAAAAUGAGGUCAAAUAUGGAAGAUAGGUUAAUGAAGAGGAUGGCAGCGGUUGAGAAGCGAGCAGAGAAGUGGAGAGCAGCAGCAAACGCAAAUCACUCUCACCACAUCUCGCUGGUUUCUCAUAAAGCAGAAAGGAUGAAGGCAACAGAUGACUCCAGCUUUCAUCUCCCUGCUUGCUUCUGUUGACAAACUCACCACCAUCUGCUGCUGGUGAUUGGUCCAGUGCCAGUGGAGCUUAGAUGAUGAAAUAAACUUUCUGGAGAGUAAGGAUCAACAUUGGUUCAUGUACUAUCUAGAAGGUUUCAACUUUGAAAUGCAAUUUAUUCCCAUUCCAAAGUAAAUCUUUUGCUUA